Molecule: messenger RNA, 922 nt
Organism: Pantherophis guttatus
Lineage: Eukaryota; Metazoa; Chordata; Lepidosauria; Squamata; Colubridae
Product: testis-expressed protein 47-like
Source: RefSeq, a predicted model, not a curated record
CUCAGCCCUGGGCAAGGCCUCUCUCCCAAGCAGCCCACAAGCCUAGACCCUCCACAGGAGAAGCCCCUCUGGAGUGCUGGGCGAUGGUCUCCCAGGCCUCCCAUCUUCCUCCUGGUCAGAACUCCAGGCCGCUCAGAAAUUUCUGCUUCACCGGCUGAUCUUUGUUGCGAUGCUGCAAGAAAAUGCCAGUGAGGAUGAAAUCACAGACUAUCACGAACAGCUUUUCCAGAAGAUUUCACGAUUCCAUUUGGGGGAAGCAGCCUCAGGGGUCCUUCUCAUCUACUCCCAGAGCAUACUCCACAUUGUAGAGGCCUCCAGCGGCACCCUCUACCACAUCCUCAUGGACCUGACCCACUUUGAAGAUCAGGGAGCAGCGGCUUUAUUACGAGAUAUUAAGAUAUUGGUAAUGUCUCAUAACAUCCCCACCAGACUUUUCUCACAGUGGAAUGCCACCAAAGUGGAAGUGCCUGUAACUUUGGAAGAUGUUACCCAGAGCCAGACCACAGAAGAAGUUAUUACUGAGUGUCUUACACUUAUUCUCAAGAUGGGAGUGUAUCUUGCAACACUCAAGGUGGGCAACAAAGGCCUGGGCGAGUGCCUCCACACUGCUGUGCCAGAGCUGCUGAUCCCAGCAGAAACGAUCCAGUAUUUGUGCAGGAGCCAAGAAUGUUUGAGCCCGGCGGAAUUUCUGAAGAUGUACAACAAUCCUUUGCAGCCACAAAUGGAUUCAGAAACUGUAUGGCCUACUCCUACUCAUAUGUCUACAUGAAACCCUAUGGACAAGUACCUACCAAUAUGUCUAAAGAUGUGUUUACAAAUCCCAAAGCCCUAGGAUGGAGUUGGCCUGAGAACUUUAAUGUCCAUCUCUUCACCCAUGCAGAAGAAAGACAAAGCAAGUAAUAAAGUUGUCAGGAAGACUUGA